UGAGGUGUCAAAUCACACGUCGAGUUUUUCGUGUUCGUGCAUUUCGCAGUCCACACUUGAAAUUGCAUUUAAUUUAAAACUUUUAGUUCAUUUUUAAGUUAUCUAUAAGUUAAAUUAUUGAAUUAAAAUGACCACGAGAACAAAUACGAUACAACACAAUACAAGUGGUAGUGCCAAAUCUUCAUCUUUGAAAGAUAUUUGCAAUCGAGCCUUGACAGCAAAAUCUGAAUGGCCGGAUAAGGAUGAAUUUUUGGAUGUCAUUUACUGGUCACGCCAAGUAUUUGGAAUCAUAUUGGGCAUCAUUUGGGGCAUUGUGCCCUUGAAGGGAUUUUUAGGCUUAGUGUUAUUUGCGGGUAUAAGCUGCGGUUUGGUUUAUGUUUAUGCCAUUAACUUUCAAUCCAUUGACGAAGAAGCCUAUGGCGGUGCCUGGGAGUUAAUUAAAGAAGGAUUUAUGACCUCAUUUGCUGGUUUCUUGGUAACGUGGAUUAUUUUCUACACUGGCUUGCAUUACGAAUCAAUAAUGGAAGCUAAAGGACUAUGAGAAGACCACAGAACAUAAUGAAAGCAUAAAAAAGAGCAAUCGUUAACCGAAGCAUAUUGUAGUUAAAUUAAACUUAGUUAAAAAAAUCAUUUAUCCAUUUAAAGCCAAAAAAACAGUGUUAAAUGCUUACGAAGAAAAAGUUGAAGAAACUUUCCGAAAAAUUUAUCAUAUUGUACCCCUCAGGCAUAUAAGAUAGUUGAGAUUACUUUAUAAUUUAUUAUAUUGCCUGCUAUGUAUGUUUGUGUGUAAACCUUUUUCCCCCCUCUGGUCUUCUCUAAAUUGUUUUCGUGUAUAAGAACUUUUUUUCUAUGAAAAAUUAUGAAAAUAAAGCGCUAAAGAUUAGUUUACACAAAACAAUGGUUUAUGAUUCCACUCA
Molecule: messenger RNA, 917 nt
Organism: Stomoxys calcitrans (stable fly)
Lineage: Eukaryota; Metazoa; Arthropoda; Insecta; Diptera; Muscidae
Product: GEL complex subunit OPTI
Exons: 3
Coding region: 128-541 (137 amino acids)
Biological process (GO): mitochondrial respirasome assembly
Source: RefSeq, a predicted model, not a curated record